AUGGUGGAAUUGUUCAAAGAAGAUGCUGAGGCUCCUCUGUGCUUCCAGAGUUCUUUUGCUCUGGCUUCUCACACUUGGGUUAGUAAGAAUUUGAGCCGCUCCUAUCCCACAAGCGAAGCUGGAAUUUAUGAUGCCAUCCUCUUGUCCAAGCAGUCUAUGAACAUGGAUGAGAAUUUGCUUGCUGUUGCUCUCUGCUUUUGGAAUUCUGCCAGCAACACUUUAGACUUCCGUGUGGAUCCAAUGACUCCAACUUUUCUGGGUAUGGGUCAGAUCUUUGGGUUUAGACCUCAUGGGAGGCAUGCUAAUGCAGUUGGUGACUAUCACAGAGGGAAGAAUUAUAAGAAGCUGGCGAAGAAGUUCACUAUCUCUCCUGCCAUGAUCAACCAUAACUGCUUCUUCUCCAACUACCUGAAGAGAUUCAGUGUUGAGAGGGAUAGGGAUCAACAACACAUGUUGUUUCAAACUCUGCAUAAUCAUACUGAUGUGGGGCUUGGUCCUACAGUUCUAGCUUACUUGUACGAGAACCUUCAUAGCACUACUUUGGAGAACCCCCUGAAUAUCUCUGCUCCGGGUCCAUUCUGGAUGAUUCAGAUCUGA
Prunus armeniaca (apricot) is the source of this 597-nucleotide messenger RNA. Lineage: Eukaryota; Viridiplantae; Streptophyta; Magnoliopsida; Rosales; Rosaceae. The record is from the annotation of a GenBank genome assembly.